UGCCGGCGUGUGAGGAGCGGCGCGGAGCCAUCGCGACCAUGCUGCGGCGCCAGGCCCGGGAGCGCCGGGAGUACCUGCAGCGCCGGGCCAGGGAGCAGCAGCAGCAGCGGCAGCGGGAGCGCAGGGAGAGCCUGCGGCGGGCGCUCGACGAGAAUCGGCUGCUGCCCACAGAGCUGCGGCGCGAGGCGCUGGCCCUGCAGAAGGAGCUCGAGUUCGACUUCCAGGCACCGGGGGAGACAGGUGACAGCCAGGAUGAUGAGUACAGGUGGGCGGGGCUGGAGCCCCCCAAGGUGAUGGUGACCACCUCCCGAGACCCCAGCGCCCGCCUGCGGCUCUUCGCCAAG
This is a messenger RNA of Lonchura striata (white-rumped munia), 344 nucleotides long. Lineage: Eukaryota; Metazoa; Chordata; Aves; Passeriformes; Estrildidae. The record is from RefSeq and is a predicted model, not a curated record.